Syngnathoides biaculeatus (alligator pipefish) is the source of this 778-nucleotide messenger RNA. RefSeq names its product regulator of G protein signaling 7 binding protein a (gene rgs7bpa). The transcript has 6 exons. Gene Ontology annotation, cellular component: postsynapse; nucleus; neuron projection. The coding region runs from base 1 to 753 and encodes 250 amino acids. The record is from RefSeq and is a predicted model, not a curated record. Gene Ontology annotation, biological process: G protein-coupled receptor signaling pathway. NCBI's taxonomy places the organism in Eukaryota, Metazoa, Chordata, Actinopteri, Syngnathiformes, Syngnathidae.
AUGAGUUCUGCAUCGAAUGGGCGCAAAAACCGCCCCAGAUCGGCCGGGACCAUCUUCCAGAUCGGCAAGCCCCUCUACCGAGACCCGCAGCGGCGGGAGAGCACGGAGAGUAACCGCAGAGCCCAGCGCUCCGUGGCCGACUGCAGGAUGAUCGUGCAAGAGUUCAACACGCUGGUGGCUCUGUACCGCGAGCUGGUCAUCUCCAUCGGCGAGAUCACCGUCAACUGUCCCAACUUGCGGGCCGACAUGCUGAGGACUCGAAUCAAAGGCUGCGAGAUGGCCAGGGCGGCGCACCACAGUCUCACCUUGAUAGCGGGGCCGGAGGAGGGCGAGAUUCACCCGGAGAUCUGCAGGCUCUUCAUCCAGCUGCAAUGCUGUCUGGAGAUGUACAUCACCGAGAUGCUCAAGUCCUUCUGCUUGCUGGGCUCCCUGCAGCUCCACACAAAAGGUAAAAACGAACAAUUUGACGAAAACAACUCAAGUGCCAGCGGCCGAGAUCAUAAGGCCGAGGACAGCUCGGACGUCCCCAUCCUCGAGGACACGUCCUCCUCGCCCGCCGACGGCCCCGCGGACAUCGAAAACAUUGAAAAGGACAUGAGGGAAAUGAAGAACCUUCUCAGUAAACUCAGGGAGACGAUGCCUUUGCCGCUGAAGAACCAAGAUGACAGCAGUUUGCUGAACCUGUCUCCCUACCCGCUGGUCCGACAGAGGAAGAGACGCUUCUUUGGCCUCUGUUGCUUGGUAACCAGCUGAGGAAGCAACAAAAGCGACAACAACA